This is a messenger RNA of Drosophila subpulchrella, 1410 nucleotides long. RefSeq names its product mitochondrial thiamine pyrophosphate carrier (gene Tpc2). NCBI's taxonomy places the organism in Eukaryota, Metazoa, Arthropoda, Insecta, Diptera, Drosophilidae. The coding region runs from base 266 to 1243 and encodes 325 amino acids. The transcript has 2 exons. The record is from RefSeq and is a predicted model, not a curated record. Gene Ontology annotation, biological process: thiamine pyrophosphate transmembrane transport. Gene Ontology annotation, molecular function: thiamine transmembrane transporter activity. Gene Ontology annotation, cellular component: mitochondrial inner membrane.
UACUUUCAUAUUAUUGUCAGAUAAAUUAUUUUGUACUUUAAAAUUUGGACCUAUUGUUAAAAUUUAUAGAACUUGAGUUAUGGACACAAGAUUAAUCAGAGUUUAGCCGGUGACCACUCAAACAUUUUUACAGCAACAGAUAUCUAUCUUGCGGAAUGACAACAUACCAGCUCGUUCUCAUCUGCACCCUAAAUAGCUACUGCUCUUCUGGGGAGCACGUCCCCGGACCGAAGCCCAAGUCGCUCACUCCCCGAUCUCACAUCCGAUGCCCGAAAACUCGGUGCUAGUCCAGGUACUGCAGGCCCUCUGUGGCGGAAUCGCCGGAGCUAUCACCCGCAGCAUCACCCAGCCGCUGGAUGUGCUGAAGAUCCGCUUCCAGAUGCAGGUAGAGCCGGUCACCAACGACAAGGGGUCCAAGUACCGCGGGGUCAUCCACGCCUUCAAGUCGAUAUACGCCGAGGAGGGAAUGCGAGGGAUGUUCCGGGGCCACAACUCCGGUCAGGUCCUCAGCGUCACGUACGCCUUGGUGCAGUUCUGGUCCUACGAACAGCUCCGCUCACUGGCCCACCAGUCGGACUACUGGAACCAGCGUCCCUUCCUCAUGUUUUUCGUGUGCGGCGGCCUGGCUGGAUGCCUGGGAGCCGUGGCCGCCCAGCCACUCGACGUGGUGCGGACCCAGAUGGUGGCUGCCGAUCCCUCCUCGAACCGCAGCCAGAUGAGCACCCUGAGUGGACUGCGAAGGGUCUUCAGGAUGGAGGGCUGGGCGGGGCUCUCGCGAGGAUUGCCCUUCCAGUUGGUGCAGGUCUUCCCGCUGGUGGGGGCCAACUUCCUCUUCUACAAAUACCUGAAUGCCCUGGUGCUCAUGGCCAUGCCGCCGGCGCCGCCCGAUCACCGCCAGGAGAUCCACGGCGGCUUCCUCUUCCUCAACGGAGCGCUGUCUGGGGUGAUUGCCAAGAUGAUCGUCUACCCGGCGGACCUGCUCAAGAAGCGCAUCCAGCUGAUGGCCUUCACGCAGGAGCGCAAGACCUUCGGCCGCAACCCCGAAUGCCCAACGGUCCUGGGCUGCAUCGCCGCCACGCUCCGGGUGGAGGGCAUCGGAGGCUUCUACAAGGGAAUGUCGCCCACCCUCUUCAAGGCCGGACUGACCAGCGCCGUUUACUUCUCCAUCUACGACAUGUUCAAGCGCCACCUGAUUGGCCCCGUGAAGGAUGCCGACAAAAGUCGGCAAAAGCUUGGGAAGUAGUCAUAUCACAUCGUUGUGCAUUUUGAGCAGCAUCGCGUGAGGACGUGUGGAAUAUGGAUGAGCGAACGAGUCGAAUAUAAGUUAAAAGUUCCUUUGAUGGAGUGAGCUGGAGGCGUGAACAGUAGACUAGACGACCAGAUGGCCAAGGCCGGGCGUUGCCGCCUAUU